Molecule: messenger RNA, 964 nt
Organism: Desarmillaria tabescens
Lineage: Eukaryota; Fungi; Basidiomycota; Agaricomycetes; Agaricales; Physalacriaceae
Exons: 3
Coding region: 96-587 (163 amino acids)
Source: RefSeq, a predicted model, not a curated record
CAUUUUCAAGUUACGAUUAUGAUUUCCCUGCGGCAUCAUUCUCUCAAUUUAUUGCCUACUCUGGAUGCCAGUUACAGUCGCUCGAAGCUCAAAACAUGUCGAGAGUGCUUUCGAUCCCUGCUCAGGUUUUCUCAUCUCUGCAUAGCUUCAGUAAACUUGUGUUGUUCAUGGUGGAUACGGUGGCAUAUAGAAGAGAAGAGGAGGAAUUCUUCAGAUGCCUCGCUUCGGUCGGAUCCACAGGAUCGGAUAUGUUGCUUCCAAACUUGGCCGUUUUGGAUUUGAAGAUGUAUGCAUUCUUCCCGGGUGAUUUCCAGACUAUGGAUGCAACACUCGUCACACUGAUCGACAGCCGUUGGAAUAAUCCCUCGGGAUCUGGAUUGCGUCGGGUUAUCCUCAGGUACUUCAAAGCUGGCAUUGAAAGUAAUUAUGACGAUGAAACGGCGGAGGAUGAAGGUGGACGAUCCACGAGAAAUCUCAUAGCUCUGUCCCACAUCGAUCGUCUUAAAACUUUAAAACUGGAAGGGUUAGAUAUAUCCAUCAUACUCGAAGAUGUGUACGAAAGGGUAGAGAAAGAAGUUUUCCUCUGAUUCAUAGCAUAACUUAGCAAACCCCGCAGCACCUUCAUACCGGCUAUUACAGUUGAUUUAUCUUUGCGGAUGGACGGCAUUCGAGAAGUGGAAGAACAAUGGUUUGAACGGUCACCCCGUAUGGUCAUACGUAUUCGCAUUGAGUAGCCUGUGAUGGGAUUCAUGCGCGAAGCGGUAAUACGUCAGGAAUUCGACAAGAACAGUGCUGUAUAUCUUGAUAUUUUUGCCAGCAGGAUGAUGAUAUAAAGGAUAAUAUGGUAGUGCUUCCUUUCCCUGCCGACCCUUGGCUUCCACUGCUACUCUUGAGCUCCUCAUGGAGCUCUUAAGAGUCCGUCUAAUUUCCAGGCCCGGUGCUGCGGUAGAAGAGUCCAGCGUCG